Messenger RNA from Triticum aestivum (bread wheat), 2426 nucleotides. RefSeq lists its product as uncharacterized. Bases 911 to 2197 code for a protein of 428 amino acids. Gene Ontology annotation, molecular function: protein binding. The transcript has a single exon. NCBI's taxonomy places the organism in Eukaryota, Viridiplantae, Streptophyta, Magnoliopsida, Poales, Poaceae. The record is from RefSeq and is a predicted model, not a curated record.
ACAAUGGUGUUACGGCCCUGUCACACCGACGGACUCUCUGAUGCCAGAGCGCUCCAUUGCUAGCCACGUUCAUGUGUCGACUUCAUUUCUGGUUUCGGCUCUGCCACCAUUCUUUCCGAGAUCUACCCCGAAUUCCAGGGUGAAUUCCGCUGCCUCUUCCGAGAGUAUCUACUCUGUUCGCAAUCUCUAAAGAUGUUCGAGCUUAAGCUUUAAAAUCGUACAUCUUGGCGUGCUGGCGUAAGCAAUGAUGCGCCGUGGCUGGCAAGUGGCAAUAUCAUCUUUGCGGGAACAUGGCCGGACUUGCUAAAUUUAGCCCCUCAAACGUUUAUGGACAUGAAUAUGUGUCUGUUUUGUGUCCAUAUUUCUUCACGCACGCAGCUAUGUCUCUUAUUUUGUUUUUAUAUAUUGUCUGCUCAUAUGCAUGUGAUUAUAGUCCGCAAUGGGCCAAAUUCUACGUGGCAAUUGAUCGGACAAAUCCAAGCACUUCUUAUGUUGCCUCAUUUUUUGGAUAUAUUGCCUCAUGUAUGUGUUAAGUGUGAGGAGUGCUUGAUAGUCGAAACGAAUAGAAAAGGCUGAGGAGUCCGAUUGGAUCAGCGGUUAUGCCCCGAUCAAUUUGGAAAUCUCAGUCGGCUGGGAAUUAUCGGAGUCUCAUCGAUGUUAUGUUCGUGUGAUCUUACAUGGACAUUCAUGUAAAAUUUUCUUUCAGUUUUCUUCUUCAUUUUUACUAUGUAUUUUUGUUAAGUCUCACUGAGAUCUAGCCCCACCCUCUAUACGUCUAGCAUUUUUGCUAAUAAAAUACUCUGCCUUUUCCCUCGGCGGAAUGUCCGGGCGCGGCGCAUCUACGCAAACUUUGUAGUACUAGUAGUACAAUAAUGGGGCUGCGGCCAUCGCGUCGCGGGAGGAGAUCGAGAUGAGGGAUCCGGAAGCGCCCUCGCUGGUGAGGCUGCCGGAGCACGUGGUGCUGGAGAUCCUCGCGCGCGUGCCCGGCGUCGCCGACCUCUUCCGCUGCGCGGCCGCGCGCAAGCGCUGGCGCGACCUCGUCACCGAGCCGUCCUUCUUGCGACGCCGCUGGCCGGAGGGCGCGUGCCACUGCUCCUCCCUCGUCGGCUUCCUCGGCCGGGAGCGGCGCCGCGGCGGGGAAGGGCCGCCGGGCUCCAGCUUCGUCCGCGCGCCGGGGUCGGUGCUCGGCCCCGGCCGCCCCCUGCUCGGCUCCUUCGUCCCGGGCGCCGCCGGCCUCCUCGACGACCGCGUCGUGCCGCUCGCCUCGCACCGCGGCGUGCUCCUCGUGUGCUUCGGCGCCGAGGCGGAGGCGGAGGCGGAGCCGGAGCCCGGCGUCGACCGCCUCGCCGUGUGCAACCUGCUCUCGGGCGCGUGCCACGUGCUCCCCCCGCUGCGCUGCGACUGGUUCUUCGACUACUUUGGCACUAGCGCCCACGCCGUCCUCACCGGCGCGGACUGUUGCCCCGACGACGGCCAGCGGCAAUCGCCGGACCCGGCCUCCUUCAAGGUGCUGGUCGUCGGCGUCAGCGACGACCGGCGGCACUACGUUCUCCGCACGUUCUCCUCCGGUGACCCGAGCUGGAGCGCGCCCAGCGAGUGCUUCGACCCGGUAGAGCGCGGCAUCUUCGGGCCGUUCAAGCGGCGCAGCGCCGUCGUGAGCCACGGGACGGCGCACUGGGUCCUCUGGGACCUGGUGAAGUUCCACGUCCUCGACGUGAACGCCGCCACUCGCCACGCCUCCUUGCAGGAGCUACAGACCCCGCCGCCGGCGGGCGACCUCCCCCUGUACGAUUCGCCGCAUCUGAGCGUCGGACCAAACAAGGCGGCGACGCUGUCGUCGCUUUGUCCGUCGAGCCAAGAUCCCCAGGUGGAGAUCUGGACGCGGCGGGACGGCGGCAAAGCGAGCGACGAGGAUUGCGGCGGUGACUGGCGCCGCGAUAGGGUGAUCGAGAUGACACCCGAGCAGAACCAGAUCGUCGACAGGCCACGGUGCAUGUGCGCCGGAGACAGGAGCGGCACGCUGUUGAUCACUGACCGUUGCCGGUGCAUGUACAUUUUACAUCUGGAGAAUGGCGCCAUGGAGGAGGUGACGGACCACCUCCGUGGCCUCCGCGACUACAAGACCGCCAUGGCCGUCGAGAUAGAUUGGCCGGCCUUCUUCGUCUGUCGGCUUCUUGGUGGAAAGGCACAUGUUUAAUUUGGAGCGAACAUUUCUAUCUCAUCGGCGUAAACUGGCCGACCUGUGUAUUAAGUCGUGUUAAUUAUGUUCAAGAUCGCAACUACCUUUGUGCGACCGGAACAAAAACCUCAACAUCUAUUUCUGUACUCCCUCCCGGAACGUUUUUUUUCGUUUUAAAAGAAGACCCGUUGCCGUUUCGGUUAAUCAAUCCACAGUUUCUAUAAAACAAGAUUAUCCAUAUCUUUUA